Molecule: messenger RNA, 426 nt
Organism: Serendipita indica DSM 11827
Lineage: Eukaryota; Fungi; Basidiomycota; Agaricomycetes; Sebacinales; Serendipitaceae
Source: the annotation of a GenBank genome assembly
AUGAUCCAACCCGUGAUCCGUUGUUCAGAGCAACUCGAGUACUAUGUCAUCAAUGGUGGCAAAGCUGCAACCAAAUCCGCCACUGCAGUCGCACUCAUGUAUCAAGCUCAAGGCGAACCAUGGUCCAAGACGGACAAUCUUGCAUUCCAACCUGGAGAGGCAGACGCAAUUAGAAAGCUUUUCACAAACCCGAACCGAGAUGAGGCGCGAGCCAAUGGCGUCCGGAUCGGCGGGAAGAAGUACUUCGUGACCUCAUUUGAAUCUGGCAGUCGGAGCCUCUACGGAAUGCAGGGUCCCAACGGAUGUGUGAUCGUAACGACGAACAGCUCAAUCAUUGUGGCCAUUUGCGAACCCCCUAUCGACCAGAAGCUAUGCAUCGCUGCCGUAGAAGGAUUUGCAGACUACCUCAUGAAGUUGAACUACUAG